This is a messenger RNA of Theileria annulata, 528 nucleotides long. RefSeq lists its product as uncharacterized. The coding region runs from base 1 to 528 and encodes 175 amino acids. The transcript is spliced from 4 exons. The record is from RefSeq and is a predicted model, not a curated record. Lineage: Eukaryota; Apicomplexa; Aconoidasida; Piroplasmida; Theileriidae.
AUGACACACAUCAACGUUAAAUUAUUAUUUGUUGUGAUUUAUGGUUUAAACUUAACAAUUAUCAAAUGUGUAAAAAAUACUUCUGAAAAUAUUGGCAACUUUAUGACGCCUAUGAUCAUGGGCGGCCUUUCAGCCUUAACUUACAAUGGUCAGGGAUAUCAGGGACAGAUGCCGCAUAUCGCAGUUAAAAUUAUGCCUUCAAAGAAGUUGAGACUCACUCCCACUGAGAUGAACACAUUAUUAUUUGCAAUUAAGAGAGAAAUACAUAAUAAGGUUAAUAAACUUGAAGAGGAGUUGUAUGAGCAUAGACAUGAUAAUGAAAAGCACUUGUCAACAUGGGCACUAAAUCAGGCUCCUGUUUAUAUGCCAUUUCACGAAUCUGUCAAGAAGAAAACCCACAACUACCAGAAAACCCUUAAUUUGGAAGUAAAGAAGUUAAAGAGUAAAUUUGAACAAGAGAAGUCAGAAAAUAAGGAGACAAACACCCAGAAGCAACAGGCACACCACAAUAAAUCAGAAAAUAAAUGA